Molecule: messenger RNA, 9731 nt
Organism: Acanthaster planci (crown-of-thorns starfish)
Lineage: Eukaryota; Metazoa; Echinodermata; Asteroidea; Valvatida; Acanthasteridae
Product: NACHT and WD repeat domain-containing protein 2-like
Molecular function (GO): protein binding
Source: RefSeq, a predicted model, not a curated record
AUGUCAUCGAUCAUGCAUAUACAUCGCAGCCUGCACAGCACAAAUUUCGCACAAAAACACGUUUCUCGUCACGAUUCGAUUUGGCUCAUCAGCUAUUUGUCAUCAACCGAUCAAAUUAGUUCUGCAAGCUGUCAUUCAAGGUUCAUCUUCAUCGACUGUUUAUCUGCGGGCGAGUCUUAGAAGCUGUGUGAUCAGGUCCGUGCUGAAGCUGACCCCAGCCCCACUGAGGCAUGCACCGGAGCCGUCCCCUGCCCCAUCGACGCGUGCCGUGACUGCAGCUGUAUUGCUUCCCGUACUGCAUAGGAAUUUUAAUGAGUCUGGGAGUUUUCGCCAUCAGUACACACGCACGGGCAAAAAACAAGCGUGCCAGUCAGCAGUGGAUGAUUCUGCUACUUAAGCUCCCCACCGGUACAUGUACGAAAUCAAAAAGACGGAGCACGGGACAUGAAUAUUGUUCUAUGCUGCAGGAGUCUUUGAGUGCGGACUGCGUGUGUGAUGUAUCUGACAGGACAGUUGACAGACUUUUUGAUUUGGAAGGACUGCACAUGUACCGGUAUGUGUUUGUUCCAUUGGCUUUGCACACAUCACUGGUCUUUCAGCUGCUUUUACUCAUAGAUUAUAAAUUACUUACGUGCAUAGUUGUCAACUGAAUUAUGGAUCAUUUUGCCGCAGCUUCGGAGAACUUCAGAUCAUUCGCUCCAUUGCACACUGUGGACGUGCACAUCGGCACCCUCGAAGGACGGUGAAGUGCUUUUUCCCGGAAAAAAAAGGCACAACAUAAUUGCUUUGACCGAGGUGAGAGCACCUCUUGUGCCAAGUCUGAAAUCUAUCUCCUGGCAUUUGAUAGCUGAAUUGUUUGGUGUUGAGUCAAGAAGGUCUGCUGGUGUGAUUUCCGUGUUUUUCGGAUGGACAGCGUACACAUGCCCAACUAGGCAAUUCAUGGCUGUGAGGAGCAUGUAGGAACUAGACGUUUAUCACUGUAACUAAAAUAUGGGCAGCACUUGCUCUUCUUCACAGAGUGUCAACGGCGAAACCUCCAACAAAAACAUGGGUAACCGCCGCAGUAGCCACUCCUCCAAUGAAGACAAGGACAAGGAGAAGGAGAGAGAUCACCGAAGCAGCAGCAAUGCUUCGGCCAAGACCUCCGUCCAAGCCCAGCAAGAGAAGAGACCUUCCAACCCACCCUUGGCCCCUCCCCAGCCAGCCGAGAGCCCGCCGUCACCCCAAGCGCCCACCCCUGGCACCGCCCAUAAGACCACCCCCCAGAUGUCGCCAGCCAUGGCUAAGCCAGCCGGCAAGUCCGGGGCAGGCUCGUCCCUUCCCGACCUGGACUGCUACAGCGAGGACGUGAAGAACAUGCUGCUUGGCAAAGUGGCAUUGGUCAAAUGCAAGCCACAGGCUAAGAUGGUGAGGGUGUACAUCAGUGCUGCCUCCGGAGACUCAGAGGUGGAGAGGAACGCCCUGAUGGAGCGUGUCUACCCCAAGCUGCGGGACCACUGUGCCCUCAGUGGCUACGAGUUUGAAGCCAUUGAUCUCUUUUGGGGAUUGUGGGAUAGCCGGCUGAAAGACGAGCGAUUCCUGGACCAGUGCCUGCACGAGAUCAAGUAUUGUCAGGCUGCCUCCACCGGACCAAACUUCAUGUCUCUUCUCAAUAUGAAGUACGAGCGCUGCAAGACACCCAUCCGUGUCUUGGCCUCAGCCUUUGACCGUCUCCUCAAGAAGGUAGAAGAAGAUGAGGACAGAGCCCUGCUGACCAAGCACUACCUGCUGGAUUCCAACUCGGUGCCACCGGUCUACCUGUUCCAGGGUAAGGCAUCGGAGGAUGAAGCGGAGAAGAUCUGCGAGAUCUUGAGAAUUUGCUGGGGGAAGGAAGAGAAGGAACGUUACAUGGCUUCAGUUUCAGAAACGGAGAUCGACGAGGGCGUCUUCUCACCGACCAGCGUCAGUGAUGCCGUCAUCUGGCUUCACCGUCGCUUCACCCGCAUCGACCCCAAUGACGACACGGCUAGCAUCUACCUGGACCUGUUGCCGGGCAACAAAGAGGCGGACACCCACUCCCACGAGCAGCUGGCCCAGCUGACCAAGAGGAUGGCCACUAAGGUCAACGAGGGGAACUUCGUCAAGUUUGACAUCCCCUGGAGUCCCAAGGGGCUGGAUCCCGACGGGAUCUCCACCCACGCCAAGUACAUCGACGACAUCUGCAACAAGACGCAGCAGAUGUUGACGGAGCUGAUCGACCGAGCGGUGGCCGAGAGGUUGGAGGAGGACGUCAUUACAAAAAAGACUCACCGUAGGCUUCAUCUAGAGCUGCAGCAGCACACAGCGCUGUGUCAGCGACACUGCGACACAUUCCAUGGCCAGACGGACCUCCUGAACCGGAUCCGGGAUUACCUCGGAGGGGAGGCCAAGUCGCCCCUGAUCUUGCACGGCGCCCCGGGGUCAGGCAAGACGGCGCUGGCGUCCAUGGCAGUCAAGCUGUGCAGCCAGGUGUCGCCGCUCAGUGCCUGCGUGGUGCGAUUUGUGGGAGCCACCCCAGAAUCUUCCACCCCCAACCAGCUCCUCCGCAGCACCUGUGAGCAGAUUGCCUACUUGUAUGGGGAGCAUAUCUCCAUAGCCUCAAGGGGUGCAAACCGGUUGAGCAAGGACCUUCCCACGCUCCUGAAGCGCGUGACAGAGCACCGGCCUCUAGUGGUGGUGCUGGAUGGCAUUGACCAGUUCGCGUCCUCGGGCGACACCACUGCUGCAUUUAACUGGAUCCCAGACACGUUGCCGAGCAACGUGAAGAUGAUUCUAACAACGAGGGGCAAGAACUUUGAGGGGUUUACGCAUCUCAAGAAUUUACUGCGGGAUAGUGCAAACUUUGUGGAGGUUCCGCAGCUCUCUGGAGCCGAUUCGACCAAAAUGGUUGAUAGCCUUCUGAAGGCCCAUGGACGAACAUUAUGUAAAGCCCAAGCCAAGGUCCUACGGGACGCUGUCGCUGGGUGUCCAAUCCCACUUUAUGCGAAGCUGGCUUGCCAUGUCGCUUGCACUUGGCAUAGCUAUGACGAGAGCAGCUCCACCAAAAUAGAGAAGGAUACUGGUGCGCAAAUGAGUGCCAUCUUGGACAGGUUGGAAAGGAGGUACGGCAAGGUAGCAGUCGGUCACUCGUUGGGGUACUUGUGCUUGGCACGGGAUGGCGUCUCUGAUGCCGAGAUGAACGACCUGCUGUCGUGUGACGAUGCUGUGCUUGAUGAUAUCUACCCCAACAAAAGACCUGUGCUACGCCGGGCACCCACAUACUUGUGGAUUGCCAUCUGCCAGGAACUGGCUCCGUUUCUCCUGGAUUGCGUUGUGGAUGAGCGCUGUUUGAGAACUUGGGCCCAUGUUGGCUUGCGGGAGCUUGCCAGCAAACGCUACCUGCCAGGUACUCAGAAUAGGACACAGUUGCAUAAGAACUUUGUGGACUAUUACCAGGGACGCUGGGCUAAGAGCAAGAAGAAACCAUUUGUCAAGGAGGGUGGCAUUGAAGUCCUGAUGGACCGCUAUGUUCUACCCCAGCCAGCCAACUAUGGUAGCUAUCCAAACCGGCGGCGCUAUCAUGAACUAGUCUACCAUGCGCUGAACAGCGGCGAGAAAAAAUUUGCUGACAAGUACAUUUGGGAUGUGGAUUGGCUGCGACAUAAGUUGGAACACUGCGACAUCUAUCGUGUAAUGGAAGACGUCACGUUAGCGCAGAGCAAAGACCCUAAUAACUUAGACCUGCAACUGCUCCUGGAAUUCCUUCAAGUUGCAGCCUACUCGCUCUCCACAGACGGCACACAGCUGUUCUGCCAACUCAAGCAGCGACUUAGUGGGGGAGCCCUAGAAAAAAAGGGCUCCAGCCAUCCCAAAAUGCAACAGUUGUUUAAGCAAGCCGCCAAACCUCCAGUGUGCAAUUUUUUCCCAUCGCGGGACUGUUUACGCAAACUAGAUGCCAAAUCGCCAGAGGAACCCACUCCCACACCCAAGCCCAUGCUCACAGGGUUAUUCCGGGUACCUGCUAGCAACACAUACAUGGUCUCUGUUGCGUCAGAGGAAGGUGAAGUCAGGGUUUGGAACAUAACCACGCAGAAAUGUGUUCGAACAUUACGCAACCUCUCGUGCCCCCGCGACGUGCGGUUCAUUGACAGCCAUCGCGUGGUCAUCCUCUGCAAUCGGGAACUCCUUAUCUUCAACCUUGACACGGGUAGCUUUGAAACCAAACUGAAGGGCAUGAUGAACCAGAAGAUGCCAUACUACGCCAUGAGUGACACCGAGCACGUGGUGGCGCUCUCGCGCAACCGCAUGUACGUCAACAUGAUCAACGUGACCAGCGGCGACGUGGUGUCGACGUUCAAAGUCGGGGAGGACCGGUUUCUCAACAGUCUGCUGGUGAGCGCCAACGGUCACCGUUGCGUGUGCGGGGACGACACACAGAAACCAAGCCCUCUGCUAGUCUGGGACCUGUCAGCUAGGAAGCUAGUCCAUGAUUUCAGAAUCAGCCAGCAUGAGUUUGUCACUCGCAUGGCUGCCAUUUCCAAUGAUGGUCACUACGUGGUCUCAGUUAUCAAGGAGCUGGAUGAUCCCAGCCGCAACUUCAUCAUCGUGUACGACCUCCAGAGCGGUCAACAGUUCAAGAAGUGGAAGCCUCUUUCCAACACGACCUGCGUGGCCAUCUCGUCCGAGGGUCAGUGUGUGGUGAACGGCUGCGAAGACUGUUCCCUCCUGCUCUGGGAUCUGUCCUCUGGUUCACUCAAGUACACACUGCAAGGCCACACCCAUCCCGUAGACAGCAUCUACUUAAGUGAGGACGGCAAGAGAUGUCUCAGCAAUGACUCAACACAGAUGGACCGAAGCCUGCGCAUGUGGGACCUUCAGCAAGGUGUAAGUAUCGCAACGUUCACCCCGGACCAGCCCAUCAGCUGCUGUCAGAUAUCAGCCACUGGUGACUGUGCCGUGAUUGGUGUACCUGGCCAAAGAGCCAUCAUCACCCUCUGGCUACGCUCAAAGGAUUUGGACACCUCCAGAGAGGACAAGAAACCCUACGGUGACGCCUCACGAGCAGGCAACGAGUACGACAUGAGUAAUGAAGUCUAAAAGGAAAAAAAAAUCACCAGUUUUGUCGUUCUUAGAACCCAUGGUCGUAGUGAUUGAUUGUUUACGUGUAUAAUUCUCUGUGGGCUUGAACCAACAAAAUUGGGCCCUCUAGUCUUAAUGUCCUUUUUCUAGACCUACAUGUACAUGUAGUUACACUGUGCUGUCAAAAGCUUUUUGGAUGUUUUUUGAAACGUCUAGUAAUUUAUUUCACAGAGAGAUGUAAAUUAAUGUAAUAAUUGUCUCAGUGGCUGAGUGGACGCUUAUCAGCCCUCUUCAUGCCUGGGAAUUAUACUUUUCUCCUUCUGGAGUGAUUUCUGCGUGACUCAUUUCUUGAUUGGUGAAACCAGCACUGCCACUCGCCGACUGUAGUGUGGACUCCAACAAUCUUCUCCAUGUGAGGGUACCACCAGGGUCAUCUGAGAGGGUCAUCUGAGAGGGUCAUCUGAGAGGGUCAUCUGAGAGGGUCAUCUGAGAGGGAGUACUUCUUCUAUUUCCCUGUCCACAGAAAGCUUGAGGAGCCGGCGAGUUCUUAUUCCUUUGUGUUUUGGUUUCACAGAGUGAAAGGGUCCUAGGAAUAAAAAGAAGCUGGUUCUCCCCAAAACUGGGGCCGAGUGGGCAUGAGGGAAAAGCACAGGUGAUGCACAGCAACCAUGCAGCAAUACUCAUCAGGCAUAUGGGUAACAAAAGUCAAAGUAGGGGCAUUCUCAACUAGACAGUUCAGUAAAAUAGCAAUCAGCAGUGAAAUAAAAAAAACUUGUGACAGGCAUUGUCUUAACGAUGUACUUUCAUCUACUUGAAUGGAAUUUUUAUCUGAAUUUGUGUGCUAGACAUAAAUAUGACUUUUUUGGUCAGCUUUUAAGCAUGGCUUUAAUCCACAUGCUACAGUACAUAAAGUAUUGUAUUUGCAAGAAUAAGUAUUAGUACAUGGUAUAUCAUUGUGUAAAUACAUAGAUAUUUAUCAUUUGCAGGUAUCUAGGUAGGCUUUGUUUUUUCCUCUUUUGUGGUUUUUAAGCAAAUGUUAUUUCUGUAUUAUACUUAGUUGCUGCCAUGAUGCCGAAUUUGUAAAUAUUGUUCAAGGGUGGGUGUGUGCGUGUGUGUGGAGUUUAUUGACUAUUGCUCGCAAGGCCGUAUUUCUUUGUCGGUUUUCAUUUCUUCUUGGUGUUAACUUUGACAAUGUUAUUCAGAACAGCAAAAAUCAGGACAUGAUUUUCAUUCAGUACAGUACUGUGUGGACAGAGAUGCCAUACGUACAUGUAGCUGCCAUUGGUCUGGCAUCCUAGUAUUCAUUGUGCAGUUGGAUCUUGCAAUCCAAAAAGCGCCCGUCUGUUGUAAUUGUGAUACAGGAAAUGUCAAUUUUAAAUUAACCUCGGGAGCUGUGCAGAUUUUGCCGCCGCUCGUAAGUGAUUUUUUCCUUCACAUUUGUAUUCAUCUCUUUUGUACCUUUCCAUUUUUCUCUGCGCAUGAACAAAAGAGGGCACUCUGUAAAACCCACUGAUCUCUAGACACUGGAUAGGCAGCUCUGCUCUGCGAAUUGAAGCGACUGCUCGGCCGUCUUAGGCUAUUCAAUGCAAUAGCAGUCUCUAAGUCACUGGCUUUAGCGCUUUGCAUGAAUGCACUUAUUGAAUGGACUGAAGCUGGAGGCCAUUGUAUUGAAUAUCCUAAGAUGGCCGCGCGGUCACUUGAAUUGACAAAUAGGCAGUUACUGCUGAUCUGCCUAUCCAGUGUAUAGAAUUCAGUGCUAAAACCUAGGCAAGUUGGCAUGACAGCCAUAGCUAACCAUCCUUGGACUGACAUCACCCAAGUGAUGGAUGGUUUUAGAACCAGGCCCUGGACCAUGGUCGCACUGCUGGUUAUCAGUAGCCAAUGUCAUUUGACAGUAUGGAGGGAACCAUUCAUGUAACAAUAAUUGUAUUUGAUGUUCUCGACCCUUAACACCAUGAGAGUUGUUACCUGUGGCAAAAUGUGAGAGAUGAGAUCAUUACAAAACUGCUCAACUAGGAUAAUUCAGCUUCGACACAUGCACAUUGUUAAGCAGUAAUUGACCUAAGUUUAUACGUGACGCUUUCCCUAAGUUGCAAGACUGUAAAUGGCAUAUGCUAUGCUCCCCAUUGUAGCCUACACCGGCGCACAUGAGGCAAGGUGGUUCCUCCAUGUUGGAGCUCUUUUGAGAUUGCCAUCGUUACGGGGUGUUCUUUUGCACCAAUCUAUAAUUAUUCAACUGCCGACAAGUGCAAAACGAGAUCAAGCCUAGCAGGUCAGAAAGCCUGAUACCUUUAUUGGAUUCAAUUCUGUAACCAAAAUGUACUAUUUAUGAUAUGACAGUACUUUUCUUUAACUUCAGGAAAACAAAAAAAAGUUAUUCAAAACUUAAGAACUACCUCGGAAAGAGUACUUUGUCAGUAUGUGUAUGGCGACGCAGACUGAUGAGCUGGUGUAAGAAGGAAACAAAAAUUGAUAUCUUAAAGCAAUUAGGGCUGAUCACUGUUAUGCACCUGUUCCUUUUUUGUUGUAGUCUCAUGAAGUGAUUGAUUGGACUUAAGCCGCGACCCGAAGUUUUGGCCAUAACCCACACAUCUGUAGAAGCUACUGGCUCACUGUUACAGCUAGUGCUGAAGACUUCAGUUAAAUGCUUCAUUCAGGAUGUUGACAUAAAUUGUGAUCAAUGUGGACACUGCUGGUUCUAUCGCUUGAGUACCAUGACAAACCGCCAUUUUCCAACAUAAUCUCUUUUGAAAUGUAGCAUCAUAGAGCUGUUGGUAGCAUGCCGUGGCAAGUACAGUUUUUUUCUGAAACAAAAAUAGCAAAAUUUGAAAAACACACUUCAUUCAGGAACGUUUGCCUUGAAAACAAUUAUUAACAAGUUUGAGUGGUCCAUUGAUGAAUUAGUGAUAGUGAAAUUUUGUUUGCUUGGUGAAUCAGUUUUAUAUCGAUCAGUCAAGUAAUCCACGAAUCCUAGAACUGUUUGUUGGUUUAUUCAAGUUUCCAAGUGGUGCCGACUGCACGUUUCCAAAACUCCCUUCACUGAGAUAAAACCGUGAAACAGGUGCGAUCUAUUUAAAUCGUCUUCGUGUUUAUUCACAAUAGAACAGGUAAAAGACAGUACUUUAUUAUUUAAUUAUUUAGACGCCUGCGAACAUAUUGACUGCUUAAAUGGUACUGUUUAAUGCUACGGGUUAUUUGUUUUGUAUUUUGACUUUCCCCGUGAUUUAAUCGUGGACGGCCAUGACAGAUUUUAGCUGCACGAGAAAAACGUUUUUUAAAGAAAUACAGUUCUGAGUAUAUAGCUUUUGAAUCCUUACAAGAAACAGUACUGCUCAUCAAAUACCCCCUCUGAGGAGAGUAGCUUAGCAACAAAAGUAUGGAUCAAAAACAAAUUGUAAUCGGCAAAAAGGAUGAAGGGGAGGGCGCCCUUCACGUGCCGGUUUAUUUUAGUCGUUUUUCCCAUUGCUAGGACCCCCCCCCCCAUUUUCCCUUUUUUGCUUUCCCUCAACUUUUUAAGGUCUUGUGUAUGUGAGUCUUGUUCGGUGUACUGUUUUAUACGUCGUGCAGUUUGCCAUUUUUACCUCUUUAGCCCGCUUAUCUGCUGUCGGUCCUAUUCAAGUUUCCCUUUUCAAUUCUGAAAUUCAAACUUUGUAGCAGAGUAACCACGACGAGGUCAGUUCCCAGACUUGUGAAAGUUUUGUUCACGUGCAUCCUCGCCUGGUGCCAGCCCACUACUCAUGAGGAAAAAUAUUUCGAACGCGUACUUCACCGGUGAAAGUUGAUGUUGUUCCUUUUCUUUAUUCGUUGCCAGUGGCGUAACGAGGGGGGCAUGGAGGGAAGGCCUGCCCCCCCCCACACACUUCCAUGCCUGUGCCCCAUGUGUGCCCCGACCCUCUUGCUCUGAAAUUAGAGGGGGGGAGGGAAUCUGGUGAUAGACUUGGUCAGUGUUUUUAACUGUGACCAACCCAUAAAGUGCUCCCUACAGAGAAUGAGAACCCAGGUGCUCCCCCUACAAAAUGUACCCUUUACGUCACUGUUGGUUGUAUAAAAGUAAUUGCUGCACGAUUCCUCAAAGAAUGAUUGUUGUUUCAGUGAAGCCAAUACCUUUUCGGCAGUUGUGAACAAAGGACAUUAUGAAAAAAAUGUGUGGCAUUUGCGAUUUCAUUGAUGUCAUUUGAAGAGUUGCAAACAUCCUAAGUGACAUUAAAAGGAGUUAAACGUCGGCAUCCUGUUUGAAAAUUGCCAUCAACGGGUCUACCGAACCAUGAGUUACCAAUUGGUUCUUCAGAAGAAUGAUUACCGGCAUUUCAAUGUUGACGUGGAUUAUAAUCUUUCAAAUUGUUGCUUGGUCAAAGAUGUGAUGCAACAGUAGCACUUGAUAUCAUUUCCCCAGCAAUUACCUUUUCCAAACCAACGAUGGUGCAUACCUUAUGUUGUGGUGGUUGUGGUGCUUUGUCACAUCCGAUGUCUGUUCCCCUAGUGGUUUCUCUUCUUCUCAAUGAGUUUAAAAGCUAAAACAUUCCAAAAUGUCAAAGAAAAAGACAGUGGACUUCUAUGUGGACGCGUACAGUGUGUACGUGCUUUUGCUAUAGACCGUAUAUAGCCGUAUGCAGUGUAUUCAUUAUAUGUGGAAUAAAAAAAGGAAAUACGCAUCA